Messenger RNA from Carassius auratus (goldfish), 1420 nucleotides. RefSeq names its product antigen WC1.1-like. The record is from RefSeq and is a predicted model, not a curated record. The transcript has 7 exons. Lineage: Eukaryota; Metazoa; Chordata; Actinopteri; Cypriniformes; Cyprinidae. Bases 122 to 1420 code for a protein of 432 amino acids. Gene Ontology annotation, cellular component: membrane.
UCUAAUAAGGUAAUAGCGAGUGUGAUUGGAGGGUGUUGGGCCUCUUUCUCUCUCAUUAAGAGGAUGCCUGUACUUCUGUAUCAUCAGAGCGGAGAAGCUUGUUCUGGGUGUUGAGUUAAUCAUGCUGAGGAUGAUGGGAAGAUGCCUGAUGUUCAUUAUACUGUCUGCAGUUGUAAUACUCGUCACAUCUGACCGUGUGAAUGUGAGGUUGGUUGGUGGUCACAGUCGCUGUGCUGGUCGAGUGGAGGUUCUUCACAGAGGUCAGUGGGGAACAGUGUGUGAUGUUGCCUGGGAUUUGGCUGAUGCUGCAGUGGUGUGUAGAGAGCUGAACUGUGGAGAACCUGUAGAUGUUUUGGGUAAUGCACACUUUGGACAAGGAUCAGGACCAAUCUGGAUGGGUUUUGUCAGAUGUGUUGGUUCAGAAUCCACACUGAAGGACUGUGGAGCAGCAGGGUGGGAUCAAAGUUACUGUAAUCAUGCUAAAGAUGCUGGAGUCAUCUGCUCAGGCGUCAGACUGGUUGGAGGUUCUCGCUGCUCUGGGAGGUUAGAGAUACUUCAUGAUCAGACGUGGAUGUCAGUGUGUGACGCUGUCUUUGACCAGCAGGAUGCAGAGGUUGUGUGUAGAGAGCUGGACUGUGGGGCUCCUGUACAGGUGCUGGGAGCAGCUGCUUUUGACAAAGGAGACACUCAGAUGUGGACACAAGAGAUUCAGUGCAGAGGAAAUGAGUCUCAGAUUCGAAUGUGUCCAGCAUCAGAGAAACACAGCUGCUCUCAUGAUGAUCACCAGGCGCUUCAGUGUGCUGAUGUGAUGCAUGUGAGACUGGUAAAUGGUAACAGUCCUUGUGCUGGUAGAGUGGAGGUUUAUCACAGAGGUCAGUGGGGAACAGUGUGUGUUUAUAACUGGGAUACACCUGCUGCUGCAGUGGUGUGUAGAGAGCUGGACUGUGGAGAACCUGUAGAUGCUCUGAGUGAUGCUCAUUUUGGUCCAGGAUCAGGACCAAUCUGGAUGAGUGUUUUAACAUGUUCAGGAACAGAGUCUUCACUGAAGAACUGUGGGUCAGCAGGAUGGGGUAAACAUGCCUGCACUCAUAAUCAUGAUGCUGGUGUCAUCUGCUCAGGUCAUAAACGCUCCAGACUUGCUGAUGGGUCUAAUCUUUGCUCUGGGAGGUUGGAGAUACUUCAUGAUCAGACGUGGAUGUCAGUGUGUGACACUGUCUUUGACCAGCAGGAUGCAGAGGUUGUGUGUAGAGAGCUGGACUGUGGGGCUCCUGUACAGGUGCUGGGAGCAGCUGCUUUUGACAAAGGUUACACUGAUCUCAAACUGGUGAAUGGUUCAGACUCUUGUUCUGGAAGAGUGGAGCUUCAGUUCCUCAAAGAGUGGGGCACAAUUCCUCUCUGGCUCUUCAUGAUGGUCUGGUGA